Molecule: messenger RNA, 882 nt
Organism: Cynocephalus volans (Philippine flying lemur)
Lineage: Eukaryota; Metazoa; Chordata; Mammalia; Dermoptera; Cynocephalidae
Product: protein SET-like
Exons: 1
Coding region: 1-870 (289 amino acids)
Biological process (GO): nucleosome assembly
Cellular component (GO): nucleus; chromatin
Molecular function (GO): histone binding; chromatin binding
Source: RefSeq, a predicted model, not a curated record
AUGGCCCCCAAACUCCAGUCUUCCCUUCUGCCUCAAAUGAAGAAACCAAGACCGCCUCCUGUCCCAAGGUCAGAGGAGACAUCAACCUCCCUAUACUUCCCAAAAAAAGAAAAAGAACAGCAAGAAGCAAUUGAACAUAUUGAUGAAAUACAAAAUGAAACAGACAGACUUAAUGAACAAGCCAGUGAGGAGAUCUUGAAAGUAGAAAAGAAAUAUAAUAAACUCCACCAACCAUUUUUUCAAAAGAGGUCAGAAUUGAUGGCCAAAAUCCUAAAUUUUGGGGUAACAACAUUCGUCAACCAUCCGCAAGUGUCUGCACUGUUUGGGGAGGAAGAUGAAGAGGCGCUGCAUUAUUUGACCAGAGCUGAAGUGACAGAAUUUGAAGAUAUUAAAUCAGGUUACAGAAUAGAUUUUUAUUUUGAUGAAAAUCCUUAUUUUGGAAAUAAAGUUCGCUACAAACAAUUUCAUCUGAAUGAGAGUGGUGAUCCAUCUUCAAAGUCCACUGAAAUCAAAUGGAAAUCUGGAAAGGAUUUGAUGCAAUGUUCAAGUCCAACACAGAAUAAAGCCAGCAGGAAGAUGCAGCAUGAGGAGCCAGAGAGCUUCUCUACCUGGUUGAUUGACCAUCCUGAUGCAGGUGCAGGUGAGUUAGGAGAAGCCAUCAAAGAUAAUAUUUGGCCAAAUCCAUUACAGUACUACUUGGUUCCUGGUAUGGAUGAAGAAGAAGGGAAAGGAGAAGAAGAUGAUGAUGAUGAAGAAGAAGAAGGAUUGGAAGAUAUUGAUGAAGAAGGGGUUGAGGAUGAAGGUGAAGAAGAUGAAGAUGAUGAUGAAGGGGAGGAAGGAGAGGAGGAUGAAGGAGAAGAUGACUCAUAGAACACUGAUGGA